UCAAAGGUGCCUCCGUUACACAAGGCAACAUUUCCAUUACAAAUUUCAACAAACGUGUUGAACAUUUUGGAAUCAGAGUCAGAAAAUUUUGGUCGUCAAAAUUUUACAUUCUGUAAAUUUACAGAGUUGAAUAAACGGUCAGAGUUAACGAUACCUGCCUUGCAUAAGUAAAUAUGCGAGUUCAUUCAACAUGACAGACAAAUUGCGAAGUAACAGCGACACAAAUUGCCACCGUCGUCUGGCCGGGACCGACUCGUGGGAGGACCUGAGCCGCGAGCUGCGCCACUCGCUCAACCGCUUCAGCUCGCCAUCCUUCCUGCACUCGCCGCCCAGUCCGCCGGAGCAGGCGCCGCCGUCGCCGCCGCCGCCGCCGCGCCACCAGUCGGCUGUCGUGCUCGGCACGCCCUUCGGCCGAGACAUCUGCGUCGGGCCCGACGACACGACCGCCGCGCCGCCGACGCCGCAGCUUCCCAACCCGCCGGCGGAGGCGCCCUGCGGCGGGCCGGAGUACGAGCACGACCGUCCCACCGCGCCGUACGACGCCUGGGACAAGGCGCUGCCCGCUCGGAUCGAGGUGCGCUACAUCCCCAUGUCGCUGCAGUGGUUCCAGGGCCGCUUCCACGACCGGACGCAGAUGGUGGGCAGCUUCAAGAAGGACUGCCGCUCGUGGCUGUGGAAGAACCGGCCGGCCGACUUCAAGGCGUUCACCGGCGAUGUGGUCGAGUCGGCGACGGUGGUGGAGCUGACGCCGUCGGCCCAUCUUCUGCCGUCCAUCACCGAGCACCAUCCCCCCAGCUAUGUCUGUGACGCCGACCUCGAUAUACCCAGCGAGUGAUAGAAAGGCGAGCUGGAUAUUACAGAGUGAGGAGGCAGGCGAGCUGGAUAAAACGGCGAGUGCGAUAGUUAGUGGUACCUCAGCAAGUGUCGAGUCGGCGGCCUGCAUAGUGGAUAUCCUAGUGAGACAGCCAGUAUCCCGGACAACCCCAGCGCGUCAGUCGGUGACCUGGACAUCCUGCCCAGUGAGACACUGAGACAGGUGACUUGGACGUCCACUGCACGCUCAUAUGCGAGAUCCAUGUCAGAGGCACGCUAGCUGCUUUUCCUUCUGUCGCAUAGAACUUGCUAUUCAUAUUCUUUGUGACUUGUCUGAUAACCAAUGUAUUUCAAUCUUGUUAUCGUACAUCAACGUUGCAUUCUUAUUUCUUAAUGAAGGUUGACUCAAUCA
This is a messenger RNA of Amphibalanus amphitrite, 1225 nucleotides long. RefSeq lists its product as uncharacterized. NCBI's taxonomy places the organism in Eukaryota, Metazoa, Arthropoda, Thecostraca, Balanomorpha, Balanidae. The transcript is spliced from 2 exons. The record is from RefSeq and is a predicted model, not a curated record. Bases 191 to 835 code for a protein of 214 amino acids.